AUGGGUGGCAUUUUACAGAAUAAGGCAACUGCCGACGGAGAGAGUCCGCAUCCAUUCGACCGCAAAGAAGUACUAGAAAAUACCAAACUCAACGCACAGCUUGGAUCCAUGGGCGACGAGGUCCGCCGGGAGCUCCAGGAGUCCCGGGCAAAGAGCCCUGGCGGCCACCCAAAAACCAAGUAUCCCAAGACAAAAGCGCCCCAGGCACUGCAUUGGGACGAGAAAAACAUCGAAGAGCAUGACGCUGAGCGGGGUCUGACCGAAAGAAUCACCGAGCCGAAAACGCCGUACCAAGGCACGGCCCAAGUUACCGAGUACUACGACGAGGACGACAUUCCCGCCGAGCUGGAUCUUGGCGAAGCCUACACGUCGGAAGGCCCUCCCGUUGAGAACUCUAGAAUCGUAACUGAUAACUCAUAG
This is a messenger RNA of Wickerhamiella sorbophila, 420 nucleotides long. RefSeq lists its product as hypothetical. The transcript has a single exon. The coding region runs from base 1 to 420 and encodes 139 amino acids. Gene Ontology annotation, biological process: regulation of signal transduction. Gene Ontology annotation, molecular function: protein phosphatase inhibitor activity. NCBI's taxonomy places the organism in Eukaryota, Fungi, Ascomycota, Dipodascomycetes, Dipodascales, Trichomonascaceae. The record is from RefSeq and is a predicted model, not a curated record.